GUCCGGACCGUGACAGACGACGACAUCGGCCUGAGGGUGCUCCGCGAAGGCCCAGCAGACGCACCCCAGAUCGUCGACAUCGUCGCCGUCCAUGGCAUCGGAGCUCACCCAGACGAUACCUGGUGCAAGAAUGUCGGCACAGCAGAGGAUCCGCGCUGGGUCAACUGGCUCGACGCAGAAGAUAUGCUGCCAGCUGUAGCUCCGUGUGCGCGCAUCAUGCGGUAUGGGUACCAUUCGCAAUGGUUUGGGGCAGGGGCGAUGCGGCAGAAAGUAUCGACGGUGGCACAGCGGAUGCUGCUGGCCCUGCGGCGGAGAAGAGUGGACUUCCCAUUCCGCCCGCUUCUCUUCAUCGCGCACUGUUUCGGCGGGCUGGUCGUGCUGAAGGCGCUACUCGAUGCCCAGCUCGACGAGAACGACUGGCCCGGCAUCUUCGCCUCGACAACUGGGCUAAUCUUCCUCGGCACGCCCUUCCGCGGCGCCGAAGGAAUGAGCCAAGUCGAAAUGCUCGAGGCGGCGCGCCGAGAACACCACCCAGAU
This is a messenger RNA of Dothidotthia symphoricarpi CBS 119687, 537 nucleotides long. RefSeq lists its product as uncharacterized. The record is from RefSeq and is a predicted model, not a curated record. NCBI's taxonomy places the organism in Eukaryota, Fungi, Ascomycota, Dothideomycetes, Pleosporales, Dothidotthiaceae. The annotation marks the transcript as partial. The transcript is spliced from 4 exons.